AUUGUGGACACCUUGAUUUGUAGAGCAUUUCUAGUUUGGUUAAGUCGCACUCUUGGAAUAUCAAAUAGGUAUUUGUUUCUAGUGUGAUGCCCAUGAGUUCUGUUACAGCCUUCUAGGAAGCUUCUAAGGUCAGAAUUGACCACCAGACUGGCCACUACCACAACAGUAGUCUCCGUGGUGUAGUGGUAAGACACUCGCCUGGCGUUCCGCGAGCGCUAUGUCAUGGACUCUUAUUGAAUGCACUUGGAGUGAAACAUGGAAAUGGGUACUUCGGAAAAAGAAGAAAAAGGUUAUGCAAGCUUCACUGAGUGGGCAGCUGUCUCAUUAUGGACAGUAUUUUGUUAGUGGUUUUGAGACACUGCGAGAUGGAGGGUGGUAUAAACUAGUGAGUGUUCUUCCUCCGGCUCAGAUCAUACAGCGGCAGAUGACCAAGAAACAGGGUGGCAAGGAUACUUUAAGACAUAGAUGAUUCAUCCUUCACCAUUUUUCUACUUCUAAGGUGAGGAAAAGUUUUUUUUUAAAGUCACAUUUCUGUAUGUACUGUAAGUUUCUGUAGGGAUCCACUCUGAAUGCUUUUAUAUAAAUAUUGAUGAUUUAGGAGAUUUUACUUUUUUCUGUAAUUGUAUAUCUUAAGUUCUAUUGAUCAUAUGAAUAAAAGGCUCUUUAACUCUUUUAAUAGGAAUAAUCAUGUGGGGAUUUUUGUGUUCUUUGUCAUGAACUGUCAGAAUAGUUUGUAUUUUUCCGGUGUCAAUUUACAUUGGAAUCACUUCAUUUGAUAAUAAGAACUUAUCAAUUAAACUAUCAAAGGAGUAGCAA
This is a messenger RNA of Procambarus clarkii (red swamp crayfish), 816 nucleotides long. Lineage: Eukaryota; Metazoa; Arthropoda; Malacostraca; Decapoda; Cambaridae. The record is from RefSeq and is a predicted model, not a curated record.